UGACUCUCUUUCCAAUCUUCCUUCUCUCUCUCAAGAUUUCGCCUUUCCAAAGUUUUGGAGAGAAAGAGUUAAGGGUCCGUGAGUAGGAAGGUUGAUCACACUUCACGCCCCUUUAACCAACCAUGUCUGAUUUAGCUAAAGAAGCCUAGAAAUACUUAUAACAACUCCAAGUACACCCACUGAGACCAAAGGCUAUUACAGCUGGUAUUUUAGCUGGGUGUAGCGAUGCAGUUGCCCAGAAGAUUUCUGGGAUCAAGAAGCUUCAACUGAGACGAAUGCUUCUCCUUAUGUUUUAUGGAUUUGCAUAUGGAGGACCAUUUGGGCAUUUCUUUCACAAAUUGUUGGAUAUUCUUUUCAAGGGAAAGAAGGAUAACAAAACUGUUGCCAAAAAGGUGUUAUUGGAACAAGUAACUAUUUCUCCUUGGAACAACUUUCUUUUCAUGGUGUACAUUGGCUUGUUCGUUGAAGGGAGACCAUGGGGUCUAGUCAGGAAUAAAGUUCGGAAGGACUACCCUUCUGUUCAAUUUACUGCCUGGAAGAUUUCGCCUAUAAUUGGUUGGAUAAACCACCGAUAUGUCCCACUGCAGUUCCGCGUCUUAUUUAUUAGCUUUGCUGCUUCAUGCUGGUCUAUCUUCCUCAAUUUGAAAGCAAGAUCUGUUGCAAUCAAGAAGGACUAGAGGGAGGAGGAAGUGUUUCGUUUGGUUUUAUUUAUGUGUUCUUUGUGUUUAGGACUCUUAUUCAGUGGAAAAACUUCUCAAAUAUUAUGUCAUUGCAUAAUUAACUUAGUUGAAUGAAUUGUUAUCAUUUAUAAUAAGAGUAGAGAAUUUUGUUGAUGUUAACAUGCCAACUAC
Pistacia vera is the source of this 851-nucleotide messenger RNA. Its product is annotated as peroxisomal membrane protein PMP22-like. Gene Ontology annotation, cellular component: membrane; cytoplasm. The record is from RefSeq and is a predicted model, not a curated record. NCBI's taxonomy places the organism in Eukaryota, Viridiplantae, Streptophyta, Magnoliopsida, Sapindales, Anacardiaceae.